AUGUCAGAAGAAUACAUAGAGUCCACCCCAGAAAUAGACUCAGCUCAGGAUCCUAUAACUAAAAUACAAAAACCACCACUAGAUUCAAGAAUCGGUAAAGAUUCACCAUUUGUUUUCGGACAAAGAUUUUUAACAAAAGAAGAAGAUGUAUACAAUCAUAACGCAUGGGAUAAUGUUGAAUGGGGAGCAGAACAAAUUGAACAAGCUGAACAACUAAUCAAAAAGCAGUAUGAUAAUCCCGUAAGGGAAUUUGAUAAAAAUUUAUAUAAUUCUAAUCCCGCUAGGUAUUGGGAUAUUUUUUAUAAGAACAAUAAAGAAAAUUUUUUUAAGGAUCGUAAUUGGCUUAAAAUUGAGUUCCCAAGUUUGUAUAAAGUCACAGCUGCUGAAUAUCAAGAACCAACUACCAUACUAGAAAUUGGUUGUGGAGCAGGUAAUACUUUUUUUCCAAUAUUGAAUCAAAAUGAAAAUAAAAACCUCAAGAUAUUUGCUUGUGAUUAUUCUAAAAAUGCUGUGAAUUUAGUACGUGACAAUGAAGUAUUUAAAGAACAACUGGAAAAUGGGGUUGCGUAUAGUUCAGUAUGGGAUUUAGCUAACCCCGAAGGGAAAUUACCAGAUGACUUGAAGCCAAAUUCAUGUGAUAUAAUUAUAAUGAUUUUUGUAUUUUCAGCGUUACAUCCAAAUCAAUGGGGUCAAGCUGUUGGAAAUUUAUCUAAAUGUUUAAAACCAGGUGGAACUAUUUUAUUUCGUGAUUAUGGUCGUUAUGAUCUAGCACAAGUACGAUUCAAAAAGAAUAGAUUAUUAGAUGAUAAUUUUUAUAUAAGAGGUGAUGGAACAAGAGUUUAUUUUUUUACUGAAGAAGAAUUAGAAGAGAUAUUUACUCAACUGGGACCUUUUGAAAAAAUUAAGAUAGCUACUGAUAGAAGAUUACUUGUUAAUAGAAAGAGACAAUUAAAAAUGUACAGGAAUUGGUUACAAGGUGUUUUUAAAGCUAAAGAUGAAGUACGUUAA
Molecule: messenger RNA, 1008 nt
Organism: Lodderomyces jiufengensis
Lineage: Eukaryota; Fungi; Ascomycota; Pichiomycetes; Serinales; Debaryomycetaceae
Gene: ABP140
Product: Abp140p
Exons: 1
Coding region: 1-1008 (335 amino acids)
Molecular function (GO): tRNA (cytidine-N3)-methyltransferase activity
Source: RefSeq, a predicted model, not a curated record